Messenger RNA from Caenorhabditis briggsae, 2604 nucleotides. Gene Ontology annotation, molecular function: phosphatidylinositol-5-phosphate binding. Bases 1 to 2604 code for a protein of 867 amino acids. The record is from RefSeq and is a predicted model, not a curated record. Gene Ontology annotation, biological process: regulation of signal transduction. The transcript is spliced from 10 exons. NCBI's taxonomy places the organism in Eukaryota, Metazoa, Nematoda, Chromadorea, Rhabditida, Rhabditidae. Gene Ontology annotation, cellular component: plasma membrane.
AUGCACUAUUUACUGAGUCGGCUACUUCACCAACGCCAACUCAACGCCUCCGCUCAACUUUUCAAUGUCAGUCAUUAUGAUGUUAUCACAGAUAUGUCAAAUACAUUCACAUGUCUGAAAGAAAUCAUCAAUGAUCCAACUUAUCCAUUUAAUAAAGUUGACCAGAGCGUAGUAGAAAUUGUGAUUGCUCGUUUAACGGCAGCAAUUCGGGAAACUGGGAGCAUCGAAUCCUAUGCUGCAGAAUUAGUAGAUGUUCUGGAUGAAGUACUCAAGCAUCCAAUGACAACUCUGAAUGAGAAAAGCCGGGAUGUGGACAGUCCUCACUGCAAAAUUGCUUCCGAUCUUCUGUCUAGUCUUUUUUUGCACUACGGUAAAAAAUCUGUAAUGACGCUUACUAUUCCGGUUGCUCUGAAAUGUUUGAAUUCGGAAAAUGCUGAACUAGUGAAGAACACAACCAGUUACAUUUCCUUGGCUGCAAUACAUAACGGAAAAUCCUUAUCAUCUCAUGCUCUACAAAUCAUUACUAAAGUUGUCAAAGGAAAUUACUCUCUUAUUCGAGUUCUUCCACACAUUUAUCAAGAUAACAAAGAACCUUUCCAUGCUCAAUUGUCACAGCUUAUUGAUCUCCUCCAAAACCAAGAAGUGGAUUGUAGUGAAAAACUAUCACUUUUGCAAUUGGCUUCAAUGGUUGCUAAUACAAAACCUGAGGUACUCAUUCCUUACUUGCCACGAUUUGAUGUUUACCUGCUCUCUCCUCAAUUGUCCACAGCGCUCCUCAACAUUUAUAUGUCAUUGAUCUCUCAGAAUCGUACAAAAGCCCUCUCUCAAUUCCUACCAACACUGAAAUUAGCAGCUCAAUCGAAUGAGUUUGUUAACAAUCGGACUACCAUCUGUAAGAUAAUUGCUAAUAUUGGUCGUGUAUCUUCAACACUUGCUUCUGAAGCGGUUGACGAGCUGGUACUGAUGGCAAGGCACAAUCUGGCCGAACCACAACUUCUGCAAUCUGUUCUAAACGAAAUCGAGGCAAUUGGUUCGAUGUAUCCAACUUCCUUACGGAGACACGUGGCAUUCUUCCAAACAUUACCUUCUAGUCGAACAAUAGAGAGGAUUUUGGGUCAUUUGAACCUGAAUAAUGAAAAUAUUCCAUUAGAAGUCAAAAAGCAGUCAACGGAAUCUUUGCUUUCAAAGAAUUCGAAAGUGUUCGGAAAUUUGAUAACAAGUGGCGGGCGUACGGUUUUUGAAGUUUGUGAAUCGCCAACUGUGGAAUUGUGUGAACUUGAUAGAAACACACAUUCUUUGGCAAUGCAGUAUCAGAAUAAUAGAUCAAGUGGAUCAUUGAGCAGAAGAAGCCACGCAAGUAUUGCUCAUUCAUUGGGAGCUGGAACCCAUGGACCGUAUUCUGAUAUCAAUGAAUCUAGGGAAUUGUCCAUGAUUUCAAUGCCAUCAAGUUCUCGAACCAAUGUUCAUUUGUCUCAAGCAGCAUCAUCUUCUCGUGGUCAUAGUCUUCCACAAACAUUUUCUCCUCAAGCUAUGACACAAAUUCAAAUGGGAAAAGAUGGAAGAGUUCGUCCGGUGGCUGGAGGCCGUCGCCCUGUUCAAUGGCCAGCUGGCAGCACUGAGACUACAUUCCCUGCUCAUCUGGGGCCCGUAACCACUUCGAAAAUGUGUGCGUUGAAUGAAGAAGAUGAAAAAUGGAUAAACAGUGAUAGAAACGAUGUCGUAUACAAAUUUGUGGAGCAUAGAAAAAAUAAAAUACGUAGGUACAUUGGAGAAGUGAAUACACGAUUUCCGAUUCCAGUACAAUGCACUGUAGAAGGUUCGAAAAGCUCCAAGCAUCGUAUGGUAAUUCAUUUCUCUUGUCAAACUCGAUCUUCACCAUGUUGUGUUUUCACCAAAGAGUACUUGUUCGCUUUCAAAACCAAGUAUCCAGCUUUCUGGCUCCAUUUCAUGUUUCUCCAAAUGGAAUGCUCUGCAAUCACACAAUUCGGUGAGGUUGCUGGAAAAGACUCCCAGCAAUAUCAGACACUUGAACAUUGCUGGAAGUGUCUUCCAAGUUCAACCACCAAAAAUGUGUUAUUUGAUACAAUGAUCACGGCGGCGUUCCCCAAUUCGAAAGACCAAGACAAGCUGAUCAAAGAACUUGAUGAAGCUGGAUUCUUCGCUUAUUUCACUAUGGAUUCUUCAAAUAAUAUGUGGAACUGCAUCAGUUGUACCAACCCAGAAAAAGUAAAAUACUUUGUGGAAGAAGGAGGAGUUGAGAAGGUUCUCGAAGGACAGUUAAAGGAAAAGAAGGGUCGGUGGAGAUUCUUGAAGAGAUGGAAUACGAAAUACUUUACAUUGUCUUCGGCUGCUCUAAAUUAUAGUACUCAGCAUAUGCCGACUGACUCUCGUGCACUUCUCCCAUCAAUCGAUCUCCGAUCUAUUCGAUCAGUUCGAUCACUCGGACGAGGAAAAAAGGCUAGGAAGAGUUUGCGGAAAGCCUUUGAAAUUUUUACUGCUGAUAACACGUCAAUGAUUCUGAAAGCAAAGGAUGAGAAGAAUGCGGAGGAAUGGUUGCAUUGUCUUCAAAUUGCUAUGGCUCAUGCAAGACGAGAGCUUUCUUAA